Fraxinus pennsylvanica is the source of this 936-nucleotide messenger RNA. The record is from the annotation of a GenBank genome assembly. Lineage: Eukaryota; Viridiplantae; Streptophyta; Magnoliopsida; Lamiales; Oleaceae.
AUGGAAACCAAGAAACUAAAAGAAAAAUUACAUGAGAUGAAGAUCCAAAACUUUACUGAUUCUCAUUCUUCAUCCAAGGAGAAGAAGACAGUGCAAAUGGGAACCAAGAAAAAGAUAGUUACAAAGAAGUCCAAAACUCUCAAAUCUAAGCAUAAUGGAGUGGCUUCAGAUAAUUCAAAGAAAUCUGGAAGCAUUGUACGAAAGAGGGCAAGGUAUAGUGACAUGUAUGACGAUAUUGAAGCCCAAUUUUCGGUUAUGGAGCGAGCAGAUAGAGUGCUGGCUAGUGUAGCGAGUGAAGGCCCUAAUUUUAUCAAGUGUAUGCUCCCAUCAAAUGUUUCUCAUGGAUUUUGGCUGCAUCUGCCUAGGAAAUUCUGCAACCUACACUUGCCGAAACAUGAUUCCACUGUUGUUUUGGUGGAUGAAUGGGGAAAUGAAUACAAAACGUCUUAUUUACUGGAGAGGAAUGGUUUGAGUGCUGGAUGGAAGGGUUUUUCCGUAUCUCACAGGUUACUGAAGGGAGAUAUAUUGAUUUUUCUUUUGGUCGAACCUUGCAAAUUGAAGGUGCACAUAGUGAGAGUUAAUAGCUCAGACGUAGUGGAUGCAGCACUUUGCCUUAUGAAUUUGUAUGCUCGUGGGAGAGGCACGGAUGCGGAUCUCGUGAAGAAAGACAAUAAGAAGCGUAAAAAAGCAACUUCUGUAGACCCUUUUGUGCUUGUAAUAUCUACACCGCCAGAGAAUGUUCAAAGCAAAGGCAAAAACACACCAAAUUCUGUCGUUGAGCCUGUAGCAAAUCAAUAUGAAAGUAGUGGUGAUGGUUUUCGCUCUGAAGUUCUUGAAGGCAUUGACAGCAUGAACGACCCUAAACUCGCCCACUCGAGUUCACCAUACCUACAUGGCCCAUCUGGACAAACUCGCAAAGGGAUCACCUGUAGGUAG